Daktulosphaira vitifoliae (grape phylloxera) is the source of this 968-nucleotide messenger RNA. RefSeq names its product calcium and integrin-binding protein 1-like. Gene Ontology annotation, molecular function: calcium ion binding. The record is from RefSeq and is a predicted model, not a curated record. The coding region runs from base 138 to 695 and encodes 185 amino acids. The transcript has 5 exons. Lineage: Eukaryota; Metazoa; Arthropoda; Insecta; Hemiptera; Phylloxeridae.
AUUGUAAUAAUAAUACUAUACACUAUAUAGAAAUAAAAGAUUCUACGUUUCAUAAAAUUAUAAAAUAUUGUUUUGACACCUUCUUUACAAUGCCAAUUAUUUGGACAUAAAAAAAUAUUUUAUCGUUAUACCUUCAAAUGGGUCAAAAUUCUAGUCAAUUUUCAGUUGAAGAAUUAAAUGAUUACCAGGAUCUCACAUACUUUACAAAAAAAGAAGUUUUAAUUGCUCAUGAGAAGUUCAAGUCUUUAGCUCCUGAAAAGGUGGGGCAUAACAAAAAUGCCAAAUUGGCACUUAACAAAGUGUUAAAACUUCCUGAAUUAGCUGCCAAUCCAUUUGGUGAGCGAAUAUGUCAAGUAUUCAGUUCGAGCCAAGAUGGUGAUUGUACGUUUGAGGAUUUCUUAGACAUGAUGUCUGUAUUUAGUCCCAUGACUCCAGCUGAUGUAAAAGCCGAGCAUGUAUUUAGAAUCUUUGAUUUUGAUAGUGACGACAUGUUGGGUGUAGACGAUAUUAGAAAAGUUAUACAAUGCUUAAUUGGUACAGAUAACUAUUUUAAUGAUAGUGAAUUUAAACUUUUAACACAAAAAAUUUUUGAAGAAAUUGAUUUUGAUGAUGAUGGCGCUUUAUCUUUUUCCGAGUUUGAACAUGUCACUGACAUGUGUCCUGAUUUUAUCAAAAUGUUCAGUAUAAAGUUAUGAGAAGGGCCAAUUGGAGAAGUUAUACACAUGAUUAGCUUGUAUAUUUGAUGAACAAAUAAAUUAUUUCUAGUAACAAAAAAUAACCAAAACAUAAUAUUUAUGUUACAGCUAUGAAAGAUUCAUUAUAUUUUAAAAAGUUAAGUUAUCAAAUGAUAGAACAAAACAUUUGAUAUAAUUAUUUUAAUUUAUUUAAGUAUUUUUAAGUUGUAUAAAAAUUUAAUUUAUUAUUGUUUUAAAGAAAAGCUUUGUAGAUAUUUUAAUUUUUACUAGGUU